This is a messenger RNA of Chara braunii, 995 nucleotides long. The record is from the annotation of a GenBank genome assembly. NCBI's taxonomy places the organism in Eukaryota, Viridiplantae, Streptophyta, Charophyceae, Charales, Characeae.
ACAGACACGCAGACACACGCACACACCAUUCAUACACACACAUCCAUAAACAUAUGUACAAAGACACACAGACAUCCACAUAGGUUCAUACAUAGACGCCACACACACACACACACAUGUCGAUGACGUCAUUGUGCGUUUCCGCUGGCAGAGAGAAGAGGACGAAAGACAAACCGUACGCAUCAUGUCGAUGUCAGUAGCACAGGUGGAGGCUGCUCUUGCAGAGGUAAUGAAGUAUGCAAAGGAGGGCGUCCACUACAACGGUGACAACGAGUUGUCUUUGCUUCACGACAGGGUGCCGAGGUACUUCAUAGUCGUUGUGGAUAUGAGAUCCACAAUCAUGGCAAACGGCGAGGGCUGUGUCAAAGCACGAACACUCUUGCAACGCUUCAGAGAGUCACCAUAUGUACGUGUGGACAGCGAUGUGGAAGACAGUGCAUACAAUCUGAAAGGAGUGGUCCAGUGGAUCUGUAGCGAAGGGAUAUGCGAAGAAGGAGACGUGGACAUGACAAUGCAGCACACAGGGGGGACAUAUACACCUGCGAACUUGGGCAAGUUGCUGAGCACUGUCACACGGAAUGGGAGAAUGCUGGUUGAUGGGUCGAAGGACGAGUUGAAGAGUGGUGCUGCAGAAAUAUUGGUGUUGUCCAAAAUUAAGGACAUUACACAAACACCGCCAGAAGACUUUCAAGAUGUUCCUGUCAUUGUCGCAGACUUUCAACUUGUGGACUUCAUGAGAAAGAGUGACGACGACAGGAACGUCAUCCAUGAGGCGUUGCACGAAGUGACAGAGUUUGCACUGCAGGGUCAAGAUCUGAUAGAAUUUGUGUCAGCAAUAAUGGAAGACAACAUCAUAUCUGGCAGACCGUUGUGGGGGGAGUUGUUAUCAGUUGCUUUGGAGCGGCUUGGUCUUGCAAACUGCCAUGUUGAGAGACAAAGAGAAAGAGAAGAAGGGUGAAAGGUGAUGGCCACGGAAACAAAUUUAGCAAUCAUUC